This is a messenger RNA of Gigantopelta aegis, 577 nucleotides long. Its product is annotated as BTB/POZ domain-containing protein 2-like. The transcript is spliced from 2 exons. The record is from RefSeq and is a predicted model, not a curated record. NCBI's taxonomy places the organism in Eukaryota, Metazoa, Mollusca, Gastropoda, Neomphalida, Peltospiridae. Gene Ontology annotation, molecular function: protein binding. Gene Ontology annotation, biological process: neurogenesis. Bases 175 to 558 code for a protein of 127 amino acids. Gene Ontology annotation, cellular component: cytosol; P-body.
GGAGCGGGGGAUUCGUGUAGGUUUUUUUGUUAAUUCGAGCGUAGGCGAGGCUGGCCCCCUACAAAAAUGAGAGCCUGUACGCUUAUGCAUAUGAGUGUAACCGAGAUUGUAAGGAAAAUUUAAACGAAACUCAAACACAUUUUGUGGGUUUUGUUUUUUUCUUUUUCAGUAAAAAUGGCAACCAAAGAAACCGAAUCUAAAGUCCAAUCAGGAUAUGUUGACAACUGGCAGAAAGGAAAGUCAGUCAUAGAGAGUCUCGGAUAUUCACUGGAGGAAAAGAUCCUGUGUGACGUCACCUUCAUAGUGGGAGGAAACCGAAAGCGGAUACAGGCUCACAGGUUGAUACUCAGUCUGCGUAGCUGUGUCUUCAUGGCGAUGCUGACCGGACCUCUGGCGGAGCAGGAUGACAUUGAAAUCCCGGAUAUUGAUUCUGAUGUUUUUGAUCAAUUUGUAAGGUUCUUGUACACAGACAUCAUAUCCAUUGAUGGUAGAAAUGUGAUACGUUUGUUGUAUGCUUCUAAAAGUACGACAUCAUUGAUAUGGAAAACAAAUGCCUGACAUAUAUUGAGUCAUCUUU